Messenger RNA from Lactuca sativa (garden lettuce), 601 nucleotides. It is a transcript of the gene RPS17, whose product is annotated as ribosomal protein S17. Gene Ontology annotation, biological process: translation. Gene Ontology annotation, cellular component: ribosome. Gene Ontology annotation, molecular function: structural constituent of ribosome. The record is from RefSeq and is a predicted model, not a curated record. NCBI's taxonomy places the organism in Eukaryota, Viridiplantae, Streptophyta, Magnoliopsida, Asterales, Asteraceae.
AAUAUCAUCAUCUUCUUCCACUCUUAUCCAGUGAGCCAUGUCUCUCCUCCAACUUCAACUCCCUCUCUCCCAGUUCAAAUCCCUCAAUCUUUCAACCCCUUUCAUCCAUGGCAACUCCGUCGUCUCCACCAAACCCUCCUCCUCCACCUCCAACCACCACCACCAGCGCCACGCUUAUCUCCCCCCAAUUCGCGCCAUGAGAUCUCUCCAAGGCCGCGUAAUCUGCACCACUAAUGAUAAGACCGUGAAUGUUGAAGUGACUCGUCUCGCGCCUCACCCGAAGUACAAGCGCAGAGUCAGGAAGAAGAAGAAGUUCCAAGCUCAUGACCCUGAAAAUCAAUUCCAAAUUGGGGAUUUGGUUCAGCUUGAAAAGUGUAAACCUAUUAGUAAGAAGAAAACUUUUCUCGCUAUUCCGGUUCCCAAGAGGACAGCCAAGCAGCCGAAAGAGGUGGCGCCACAGGACCUUGGAAUCCCGUUGGAAUCUGAUUCUUCUUCGCAAGUUUAGAGUGAGAAGGUUUGUUGAUUUUUGUUUAUCAUUGUAUUGUUUACGAUUCGACUACUGGAAAUUAAGUUGGUUCAAUGUUGGUUGGAUUUCCUAUGA